UCUCUCUGACCAUCUGGAAAUGUUGGGCAAUUUGCCGAUAUUGCCUUUACCUGCACCCCCUUCUGAUGGUAAUCUUGGGCCUUUACCACUAGCUCAGAUAACUGAAGAAGACGAGAAACAGAAUGGAAGUCAAGAGGAUCUGAGCAAAGCUGACAAAUCCAACUCAGCUCCUAUUUCGGUUGCGACUCAUACGAGAACUAUUGGUAUUAUUUAUCCUCCUCCAGAUAUCAGAAACAUUGUUGACAAGACAUCUCAGUUUGUGGCCAAGAAUGGUCCUGAGUUUGAAAAGAGGAUUAUCGCUAGCAAUGCUGGGAAUCCAAAAUUUAACUUUUUGAAUGCCUCUGAUCCAUACCAUGCAUACUAUCAGCAUCGUUUAUCUGAAGCUCGUGCACAAAAUCAGGUUUCUGCUCUGCAGCCAUUGCAACUGGCAGAUUCAGCUGCUCCUGAGUCUGCAGCUGCUGCCCCGGCUGCUGAUGGCAAGGAUGCGAUUGCAAAGCCUGAUCCGUCGGUGCAGUUUAGGCCUGUUCGUAAAAUUCUUGAACCCCCUGAAGCAGAGCAGUACACUGUUCGUCUCCCUGAAGGGAUUACAGGGGAGGAGUUGGACAUAAUUAAGCUUACUGCCCAGUUUGUCGCAAGGAAUGGGAAAUCAUUUUUGACUGGAUUGACCAGUAGGGAGAUUAACAAUCCUCAAUUUCUUUUUCUAAAACCAACCCAUAGCAUGUUUAUGUUUUUUACAUCUCUUGCGGAUGCUUAUUCGAAAGUAUUGAUGCCUCCAAAAGCGUUAACAGAUAAGUUGAGAAAGAGUGUAACUGACAUGACUACGGUGCUUGAAAGAUGCCUUCAUCGCUUGGAGUGGGAACGGUCGCAGGAGCAGGCUAGGCAGAAAGCUGAAGAUGAGAUAGAACAGGAGCGAUUACAUAUGGCCAUGAUUGAUUGGCAUGACUUUGUUGUAGUAGAGACCAUAGACUUUGCAGAUGAUGAGGAUGAAGAUUUGCCCCCUCCUAUGACCCUGGAGGAGGUUAUACGAAGAAGCAAGAUGACGGGUAUGGAAGAAGAGGAGAUCAUUGAGCCUGGAAAGGAAGUAGAAAUGGAAAUGGAUGAAGAGGAGGUGCAACUUGUUGAGGAGGGCAUGAGGGCAGCUAGUCUCGAAGAGAAUGGGGACCUGAAGAAUAAUGAAGCUAAGGUUACAAUAGAUGAAGCAGAACCACCUAUGAGGAUAGUAAAGAAUUGGAAGAGACCUGAGGAGAGGUUACCUGCUGAAAGAGAUCCAACUAAAUUUGUUGUGUCUCCAAUAACUGGUGAGCUGAUUCCUGACAAUGAGAUGUCUGAACAUAUCAGGAUCUCUUUAAUUGAUCCAAAGUACAAGGAGCAGAAGGAGAGGAUGUUUGCAAAAAUUAGGGAUACAACUCUUGCUCCUGAUGAUGAGAUCACAAAAAAUAUUGUUGGACUUGCUCGAACCCGUCCUGAUAUUUUUGGUACUACUGAGGAGGAAGUCUCUAAUGCUGUUAAGGCAGAGAUCGAGAAGAAAAAAGAUGAUCAACCAAAGCAAGUCAUUUGGGAUGGGCAUACAGGAAGUAUUGGUCGUACAGCAAGUCAGGCCAUGUCUCAGAAUGCUGGUGGAGAAGAUCUAAAUGAAGCAGGCAACAGUGAUAUGAGAAAUCUUCCAGGUCCUGCAGCUCCUCCUCCUCCCAGACCUGGCAUGCCAUCAAUUAGACCUCUUCCUCCACCUCCUGGACUUGCCUUGAAUAUCCCUAGGCCUCCUAAUACUGUUCAGUAUUCAACCCCAACUGGUCCCGGUGUUUUGGCUCCACCUCCACCUAGGCCUCCAGUCGUCGGUGUUCUGCCUAGACCUGCACCUCAUCCGAUUUUUCUUGCAGCCACUAUUACCACAAAUUAUCUGUUAGGAAAUUUGGGCAAGAACUGUUCAAGUUCAGUUGGAGUGAUUGAUCUUGGAGAAGAGGCUGUCCAGAUGGUUUAUGCUAUGUCAAACACAAAUGCCUUAAAUGCACCAAGAACAUCAGUGGGAGACAAUGUAGAUGUACUGGAGAAAUAUCUAAAUGGAAGAAGAUAUCAUCUCUACACCAAAAGAUGUGGAGAGAAAGAGAGAGAUGGAGGGGAGCCUGAUCAAGACUAUCUGUACAUAUCACCAGAAUUCUUUUACAAGUCUGUUCAGCUUGGUCUUAUCGAUCGCAAUGCAGACGCAGCUGUAAUUCGUGCAACAGAUUAUGCGAACGAAGCUGAUCGGGCUUGCAGGAAAAAAAUGCGAGAUGCAAAAUCCAAAUACCGAUUGGAGGAUCUUAACCUUCCUUAUAUUUGCAUGGAUCUAGUGUACCUGUAUACUAUACUGAUUAAUCAGGAUUCAGGAAAGAUGCUGCAAUUCACAGGUCUAGAUCCUUGGCAAGAGAUUAAAUUGCUGCAUCAGAUAACAUACCAGGAUUGGUUGGCUGGACCAACAUGGCCACUGGGCUAUGCCAUUGAUGUUGCCUCAUCAAUCACAGAAAGCCAAAUGACAGCCUAG
Molecule: messenger RNA, 2518 nt
Organism: Coffea eugenioides
Lineage: Eukaryota; Viridiplantae; Streptophyta; Magnoliopsida; Gentianales; Rubiaceae
Product: probable splicing factor 3A subunit 1
Exons: 7
Coding region: 20-2518 (832 amino acids)
Biological process (GO): regulation of alternative mRNA splicing, via spliceosome; mRNA cis splicing, via spliceosome
Cellular component (GO): catalytic step 2 spliceosome; U2 snRNP; U2-type prespliceosome
Molecular function (GO): hydrolase activity; RNA binding
Source: RefSeq, a predicted model, not a curated record